AUGGUUCGCACUCGAGCCCAAUCAUUGUUGGCGCCAAUCAGCCAGACGUCGUCUCAUCAGCAUCUGCCUCAAAACAGACGACGCAAGCGCAAGCAAUCAACCGAGAACGCGCCCGAGCCCGGCCCCGGCCCAGCUCCCAAACAGCCACGUAGGCGCAAGCAUCCGACCGAGAACGCGCCCGAGCCCGAGCCCGACCCUAGCCCAGCCUCGGACCAAGAACGCAAACACGUUGACCCCAUUGCAUUCUGGGCGGAGCGCGGACACUGGCCAGAGGAACAGGACUGGCCCGAAGACACGUCGGAGAUGGAGUCCCCCAGAGGCCGUCCACUUGCGCGAAAGAAACCUUCACCUCCUCUAUCCCGUAAGAGAUCGAACUCUACCAUCACCGGCAUUACGAACUCGACGCCCGGGCCGAGGGAGGAGAAGUCCGUCCCAUAUCAAGGCCGGCUCUUUGAGGUCUUGCUCGAGACCAAACGCAGCUAUUUGCGCGAAGAUCCUCUAGGAUUAGCCAGUGCUAACAAGGAUCUUCUUCGCUCUCUGCUCGAAACUCCGCAGCCAAUUCCAAGCGACACACUCUUUCGAGACGAUAUCUUCAAAAUAACGUGCCUGGACCUUCACGACAAAAAUGAGGCGCGGGUGAUUCAAGACAUUGCUCGGCUUAUUGUCCCUUCAGCUGCAACUCUUUCGAAAUUCGGUGCAAAGCACCUUGAUAUCCUAACGGAAACUGUCAACGAAGGGUGGAAACAUUCGAUUCCGCUUGCUAAUCCACGUCCACAACCUGAUUACGCUGUAGGUUUCAAGCGUCAAGCGUUCACCGAGGACCAGCUCAACAAAUUAUCACCAUUCAUUGGCAAUAUCUUCGACGGGGAUCAGUCACUCUUUCUAUCUACGCACUACAUGUACUUCCCAUUCCUAACUUGUGAAGUGAAGUGUGGUAGCGGCGUAUUCGAAGUCGCAGACCGGCAGAAUGCCCAUAGCAUGACCCUUGCGGUGCGGGCUAUUGUCGAACUCUUCCGUUAUAUCAAGCGCGAGGAUGAGGUCAAUCGGCAAAUCCUCGCCUUCUCCGUUUCACAUAAUGAGAAAUGGGUAUCUAUCUACGGUCACUACCCGGUAAUAAACGGGCAGGAGAAUGAAUACUACCGCUAUCCAAUCCAAGAAUUCAAUUUCACUGCCUUGGACGGGAAGGACAAAUGGACAUCCUAUCGAAUUAUUAGGAAUAUCUACGAUAUAUGGAUGCCCGCUCACUAUAAGAAGAUUUGUUCUGCUAUCGAUCAAUUGCCGGCGGAAUUGGAUCUUGCUGUCCCACCGCUCUCUGGGGCAACCGGCCUGUCCCAGGAUGCAGGCAGCUUAAUGUCGGAGGCCGACCCCGCUUCAAAGUCGGUCGAACAGGACAGCCGAUCAAGCAACGCUGGGCAGCAGGGUAUCACUCCAGACACUUCGCUUACAAGACCGGAGGCAGCAAAAAGGCGGAAGCGCCAAGUCUAG
Messenger RNA from Neurospora tetrasperma FGSC 2508, 1485 nucleotides. RefSeq lists its product as uncharacterized. The transcript is spliced from 2 exons. The record is from RefSeq and is a predicted model, not a curated record. The coding region runs from base 1 to 1485 and encodes 494 amino acids. Lineage: Eukaryota; Fungi; Ascomycota; Sordariomycetes; Sordariales; Sordariaceae.